AUGCACCGACGCUUGAGAGGUGACGAUGUCCUCUUUACGCACCCAACUUCAACCUACAUGGGAUGUGCUUUUAGGAUUACCGUGAAGACAAACAAGCAUAAACAGUAUAAUCUCAGAGUGCUCUGUUUAUACUCAGGACCAAUAUUCAUGAUGCACCAUCCAAGCCUAGAAAAGCCUUGCAUAGAUGACAGAGAUUGUGAUCGGUUUUGGCCCGGUCAGUACCGCUGUAUGUUCUCUUACGGUCUUUGUUAUACCAAAUACUUUGAUUCCAUUUAUUGGAUAGUUGGUCAAUCUUGA
Molecule: messenger RNA, 297 nt
Organism: Ostertagia ostertagi
Lineage: Eukaryota; Metazoa; Nematoda; Chromadorea; Rhabditida; Trichostrongylidae
Source: the annotation of a GenBank genome assembly